AUGACCAAACGAAACAAAUAAAAAAGCCCCUCCCAUUCGUUGAAGAAUCUCCUCUCUGCGCGAAGAGUGAAGGAAAAGGAACAGAAAGGCCGAAACAAGCCAUGGAUUCGACUGCUCGGAGAAGCGGAGGACUCUUCGAAGGGCUCUACAGAGUCAUUAUGCGCCGGAACUCUGUAUAUGUUACCUUCAUCAUCGCAGGCGCCUUCGUCGGAGAACGGGUAGUGGACUACGGAGUUCAUAAGCUCUGGGAAUACAACAACGUUGGGAAGAGGUUUGAAGAUAUUCCAGUACUUGGAACGAGGCAAUCUGAAGAAUGAAUUAUCAUAUCUCCUUUCUUUCUUACUGGUUCCAGACCUUGGAAAUUGGGCUGAAAAUUGAUACAUGCAAUCAUCAAUUUUGAGGGUUUUUGAAACAUUUUGUAUGGACUACGGUUAUCUAAUAAGUGCCAGCUUGUCUGUUCCAGUAGGUUUAACUGCAUAUGAGGUUAUAGCCACCAAAAAUAUUGAAUUUCUGUGGUUGGAACUCUGUAUUUUGGGUUUUCUGUCUGAAAUUCGAGCAAUGUAUUACCGAUAUUUGUAUUAGAACGCUUUUUGUUCAUUUGGAUUUGUGAGAACUAAAUAGGGUUUAAACGAUUCCCCAUA
Nelumbo nucifera (sacred lotus) is the source of this 641-nucleotide messenger RNA. RefSeq names its product cytochrome b-c1 complex subunit 9, mitochondrial-like. The record is from RefSeq and is a predicted model, not a curated record. Gene Ontology annotation, cellular component: respiratory chain complex III. NCBI's taxonomy places the organism in Eukaryota, Viridiplantae, Streptophyta, Magnoliopsida, Proteales, Nelumbonaceae. Gene Ontology annotation, biological process: mitochondrial electron transport, ubiquinol to cytochrome c.